Messenger RNA from Phalacrocorax carbo (great cormorant), 1700 nucleotides. The record is from RefSeq and is a predicted model, not a curated record. Lineage: Eukaryota; Metazoa; Chordata; Aves; Suliformes; Phalacrocoracidae.
CCCAAGGCGCCCAGGUGAGCGACGAAGGAGGGGCGGUCGCCUCCCUGCCAAACCAAACCCGGCCCGCAACCAGCAGAACAGCGGCACAGCAUGUGUGCGGAGCUGGCCGGGGAAGAUGUAUGUAGGUUAUCUUUUGGAUAAAGACACCAACAUGUAUCCCAGCCCUGUCCGGCAUCCCAGCCUCAACCUCAACCCCCAGAAUUAUGUGCCGGGGCCACCCCAGUACUCGGACUUCGCCAGCUACCACCAUGUACCGGGGAUUAAUAGCGACCCGCACCAUGGGCAGCCGGCAGCCGCCUGGGGCUCUCCCUACACCCCUGCCAAGGAGGACUGGCAUUCCUACGGGACCACCGCUGCACCUUCCACUGCCAGCCCAGGGCAGUUUGGAUUCAGCCCCCCAGAUUUUAACACCAUCCAACCCCCAGGGUCUGGACUCCUGCCUCCGCCCAUCAGCAGCUCAGUCCCCCAGCUCUCCCCUAAUGCCCAGAGACGCACCCCGUACGAGUGGAUGAGGCGCAGCAUUCCCAGCACCAGCAACAACGGCAAGACCAGGACAAAAGACAAGUACCGGGUGGUUUAUACAGACCACCAGCGCCUGGAGCUGGAGAAGGAGUUUCACUACAGCCGCUACAUCACCAUCCGCCGCAAGGCUGAGCUGGCCGCUGACCUUGGGCUCACUGAACGGCAGGUGAAAAUCUGGUUUCAAAAUCGGAGGGCAAAGGAGAGGAAGGUGAACAAGAAGAAGAUGCAGCAGCAAAGCCAGCCCACCAGCACCACCACACCAACCCCACCGGCCGUCGGCACGCCGGGACCCAUCGGAGGCCUCUGCAGCAGCAGUGCCCCAAACCUCGUCUCCUCAUCUCCGCUGAUGAUCAAGGAGGAAUUCAUGCCUUAACCUCCUUCACCAGCUAUAGACACCAAGAGAUAAGCACUAUGCAGCAGAGCCCAGCCGGUCAUGUGCUCUGAAGAGUGACAGCCCCUUCCCAAAGACACCAUGAUCCUCAGCUGAACCAACAGGGUGGCCAGCAAGGCUGGGCGAGGUGGCACCAGGACCUUCCCAAGGGGCUGGUGGGCUCUCUCCUAUGUAAAAACCAUAGGUUAGGUAGUAUUGCUCUCCUGUAGGAAAUGUGCACUGGUCUGGUCUCUGGUAUUUGUAGCCCAAAGCAAGGUCCUAAUGUCAGCAGAAGGAAGGGGGUGGUGGAUGGCUUUCCCUUGGUGCUUCAGGUGGAGCUGGUAGGACGCUUCCUUCAGUCCUCCUUGCAAUCCAUCUGCCUGGUGCUUUUCGGGCAGUUUGAACAAGACUGAACUAGAAAAAGACCUGGCUGGACUCAGGGCAAAACAAAUUUCUGCUGAGCUGGUCUCCUGGGUCUGCCGCACUGGGAAGAGGGGUGCCGAAGGCAGAGCGAGUUGGGCUGCAGGAGCCAGGCAGGACCCUCGGCCAUGGGACCCAAGGGGUGACUCCUUCAAACCAUGGUGAUGGUGGUGAGCCAGAGCACACCCUUGGCAAGAGUCCCUGCACAUCCCCACCCAUGUCCCCCAGCCACCCUGACAGUGCCCACUCCUGUGCCCCCAGCUCUGCCCCUGCAGUCACAAAGACCCAUGCAGAGAGUGUCCAGCAGCCCUGGUGCCCCGGUUGUGCCAUGGCAAGGCAACACUGCAGACAUCCUCGACCCAGAGCACAGGAGGAGGAGAGGAGAGGA